Messenger RNA from Anarrhichthys ocellatus (wolf-eel), 7824 nucleotides. Its product is annotated as kinesin-like protein KIF21A. Gene Ontology annotation, cellular component: microtubule associated complex. The record is from RefSeq and is a predicted model, not a curated record. Gene Ontology annotation, biological process: microtubule-based movement; mitotic spindle organization; spindle elongation. Gene Ontology annotation, molecular function: ATP binding; microtubule motor activity; microtubule binding. The transcript has 37 exons. Lineage: Eukaryota; Metazoa; Chordata; Actinopteri; Perciformes; Anarhichadidae. Bases 357 to 5135 code for a protein of 1592 amino acids.
AGUUUGGUUACGUCCUCCGUCUCGAGAGCCGCACGCCAAGUGGAUCCCAGCUCUCUGCCCCGGGUACAGCGGCAGAGACGAUGCCUCUGGAGAGGUGACCGCCGGCGGAUCCCGAAGCACAUUUCCCCAGCAAAUAUGGAACACAAAAAAAAACAACCUGACCACAAUUAGCUGCUCCAUCUCAUAAAACAUGGCGCGGAGGAGGCGGUGAGAGCUCAACAUAGAAGCGCUUUCCCGGGGAAGGAGGGAGAAGAGGGCGGACCACGGCGCUCCUCUUGUCUCGUAAGAGGAUAAAGAAAAAGGGAAAAUCAAGCUAUUUAUAAGCGGAGCGAUCGGACGAUCCACCCGGCGACACCAUGAGCGGCGGGCCGGAUGAGAGCUCGGUGCGCGUCGCCCUGAGGAUCCGUCCUCAGCUGGCCAAAGAGAAGAUCGAGGGCUGCCACAUCUGUACGUACGUGAUGCCCGGGGAGCCGCAGGUGUUCCUGGGUAAGGACAAGGCCUUCACCUACGACCACGUCUUUGACAUGGACAGCCGGCAGGAAAGCAUCUACACGCACUGCACCGAGAGUCUCAUCGAGGGCUGCUUGGAGGGAUACAACGCCACUAUCUUUGCAUACGGACAGACAGGUUCGGGAAAGACCUACACCAUGGGAACCGGCUUCGACGUCAACAUCGAGGAGGACGAGCUGGGUAUCAUUCCCCGGGCCAUCAACCACCUGUUCAGGGGGAUCGAGGAGCGCAGAGAGGCUGCCACCGAGCAGGGCCGGCCUGUUCCCGAGUUCAAGAUCAACGCACAGUUCCUGGAGUUGUACAACGAGGAGGUGCUGGACUUGUUCGACUCGACCCGAGACAUCGAGGCCAGGAGGCAGAGAUCCAACGUCAAGAUCCACGAGGACGCCAACGGAGGCAUCUACACCGUGGGGGUCACCACUCGCACCGUGACCUCUGAGGCUGAGAUGAUUCAGUGUCUGAAGCUGGGCGCUCUGUCUCGAACCACCGCCAGCACUCAGAUGAACGCACAGAGUUCGCGCUCCCACGCCAUCUUCACCAUCCACCUGUGCCAAGUUCGAGUGUGCUCUCCCAACAACGACGAGAACGUAACAGACAACCGUCUAUCCAACGACACAGAGAUCAACGAGUUCGAAACGCUGACGGCCAAGUUCCACUUUGUGGACCUGGCCGGUUCUGAGAGACUGAAGAGAACUGGAGCGACGGGAGACCGAGCUAAAGAGGGCAUCUCCAUCAACUGUGGGCUGCUUGCUUUGGGAAACGUCAUCAGCGCUCUGGGAGACAGGAGUAAGCGCUCCACUCACGUGCCUUACAGGGACUCCAAACUGACCCGGCUGUUGCAGGACUCACUGGGCGGCAACAGUCAAACGGUGAUGAUCGCCUGCAUCAGCCCGUCGGACCGGGACUUCAUGGAGACCUUGAACGCUCUGAAGUACGCCAACAGAGCCCGAAACAUCAAGAACAAGGUGAUGGUGAACCAGGACAAAGCCAGCCAGCAGAUCAGCGCCCUGAGGACGGAGAUAGCGCGACUGCAGAUGGAGCUGAUGGAGUACAAGACGGGGAAGCGCAUGGUGGGUGAAGAUGGCAUGGAGGGCAUCAACGACUUGGUCCACGAGAACUCCAUGCUGCAAACGGAGAACAACAACCUGAGGGUGAGAGUGAAGGCCAUGCAGGAGACCAUCGACGCCCAGAGAGCCAGACUCACGCAGAUCCUCAGUGACCAGGCCAACCAGGUGCUGGCCAAAGCAGGUGAAGGCAGUGAGGAGAUCGGGAACAUGAUUCAGAACUACAUCAAGGAAAUCGAGGAGCUCAGAGCUAAGCUUCUGGAAAGCGAGGCCGUGAAUGAGAAUCUGAGGAAGAGUUUGUCUCGGGCCUCGACGCACUCCUCGCUGUACGGCGGCUCCUUCUCCCAGAGCCACCUCGUCCCCGAGAAGGAGGCCAGCGACGUCAUCGAAAUGGCCAAGAAAAGCCUGGAGAAACUCAAGAGGAAGGAGAGGAAGAAGAAGAAGAGACUAAGGCGAUGUGAGGAGAAUCACCACCAAGAGGUUGAACACACCAGUGUUAUCAAAGAGGAAGGCCCAGACAACGACCACGAGCGAGGCAACGAGGAGGCAGAGGAGGGCAGCGACCACGAGGAAGGCGAGGAAGCAGAUGGAGAGGAGGAGGACUUUGACAUUGCGGGAGACGAGACCUCCGACGACUCCGACUCCGAAGAACUGGAGGAGAAAGAAAACGUCCAGGCCGACCUGGCCAACAUCACCUGCGAGAUCGCCAUCAAGCAGAAGCUGAUAGACGAGCUGGAGAACAGCCAGCGGCGUCUGCACACUCUCAAGCAGCAGUACGAACAGAAGCUGACGAUGCUGCACAACAAGAUCCGAGACACGCAGCUGGAGCGGGACAAGGUGCUGCAUAACAUGGGUUCAGUGGAGUCGGGUACAGAGGAGAAGGCGAAGAAGAUCAAAACGGAGUACGAGAGGAAGCUGAGCUCCAUGAACAAAGAGCUGCAGAAGCUCCAGUCAGCUCAGAAGCAGCACGCCCGCCUGCUGAAGAACCAGACGCAGUACGAGAAGCAGCUCAAGAAGCUCCAGCUGGACGUGACCGAGAUGAAGAAGACUAAGGUGGUGCUGAUGCGUCAGAUGAAGGAGCAGCAGGAGAGAAACAGAGCCUCAGAGUGCAGGAGGAACAGGGAGAUCGCCUCUCUGAAGAAAGACCAGCGCAGAGCCGAGCACCAAAUGAGGCAGAUGGAGGCCCAGAAAAGACAACAGGAGUUGAUUCUUCGCAGGAAGAACGAAGAGGUGACAGCCCUCAGGCGGCAGGUGAGGCCCGUGUCUGGGAAGGUGAGCAGGAAGGUGAGCUUUCCUGAGCCUCCCCAGGAGUCGUCUUAUAGAGCCCCCCAGGGAAGGACGCAGACAUCUGGAGCAUCCCCGGCCAAUGGAGCCAGGAGUUCCCCGGUGCGGAUGGGAAGUAUCUACCUCAACAGGACCGCCAGGGCCAAAUGGCAGUCACUGGAGAGACGUGUCACCGACAUCAUCAUGCAGAGGAUGACCAUCUCCAACAUGGAGACGGAUAUGAACAGGCUGCUGAAGCAACGGGAGGAGCUGACCCGGCGGAGGGAGCGAGUGUCCAGGAAGAGAGAAAAGGUGGCGGUGGACGGCGCGGACGCCGACCGCUCCCUGGCCUCAAUGAGCGAGGAGCUGGAGUCUCUGAGCGCCAACAUCGACUACAUAAACGACGGCAUCGCCGAGUGCCAGGCCAACAUCAUGCAGAUGGAGGAGGCCAAGGAGGAAGGAGACACGGUGGACGUCACCGCUGUGAUCAGCUCCUGUAGUUUAUCAGAAGCCCGCUUCCUUCUGGAUCAUUUCAUGAAUAUGGCCAUCAGUAAGGGUCUGCUGGCGGCCCAGAAGGAUUCCCAGAUGAAGGUGAUGGAGGGCACUUUGAAGCAGACAGAGAUCAACAGCGCCACCCAGAACCAGCUGCUCUUCCACAUGCUGAAGGAGAAGGCGGAGAUCAACCCGGAGCUCGACGCUCUGCUGGGCAGCGCUCUGCAAGAGUUAGGUUACCUCUCACCGGAGAAUGGAGAUGGCAGCAGCAGUGACGAGUCCACCACCAGUCCAGCUGCGGAGGGCAGCACACUGGCAUCAGAUCUAAUGAAGUUAUGUGGUGAAACCAGACCCAGAGGCAAGGCUCGCAGACGCACCACCACCCAGAUGGAGCUGCUGUAUGCCGGCAGUGGGGACCCGUCCUGCGAGUCCCCCACCGGAGACUUCUCGGCCCCUCUGCUGCCCCUCUCGGAGCGCCUGGAAGGGUCGGCAGACAUCCAGGGUCAAAUGCUUGCUCAAAUCCCUGACCGCCAGCAAACCGUUUCCCCAUCUGCGCUGUCUGCCAGGCCAGCUGGCAUUUGUGGAACCAGGUCACCCACAGGAACGGAGAGAAGGCCACCCGAGCGCUCGCCCCUCAGCCGAAGGAGGGUGCAGGAGAAAGGAGCCACGGCGACGCACAUCCCAGCACCCACACACACACCUCCGCUCAGCACGGCGGAGGCUAAAACUAAAGGCAGCGACCACAAACCGCUGUUGGAGGAGUCACCUGUAUUUGAAGGCCACAGAGGUGUGAUCAACCCUUUGAAGAGCAGCCGCGAGGCCAAACUUCAGUGUGUCUACGUAGCAGAGGGCCACACCAAACCUGUUCUCUGCGUGGAUGCCACAGAUGAUCUGCUCUUCACGGGAUCCAAAGACCGUACAUGUAAAGUCUGGAACUUGGUGACUGGUCAGGAGAUCAUGUCUCUGGCAGAUCAUCCCAGCAGUGUGGUCUCAGUCAGGUACACUUCAAGUCUCGUCUUCACCGUUUCCACUGCUUACAUCAAAGUGUGGGACAUACGAGACUCUGCCAAGUGUAUCCGCACGCUCACGUCGUCAGGCCAGGUGGGUUCAGGGGACAUCUGCUCGUCUGUCCGGAGUUUGUCCAUCCCACCAGGAGAGAGUCAGAUCAACCAGAUCGCCCUCAACUCCUCCGGCUCCUUCCUUUACGCCGCCGCUGGCAAUGCUGUGCGCAUGUGGGACAUCCGCAAAUUUGUAUCCACGGGGAAGCUCACUGGCCAUUUGGGACCUGUAAUGUGUCUGACCGUUGACAAAUUAGGUCACGGGCAGGAUGUCGUCCUCACUGGCUCCAAAGACCAUCACAUUAAAAUGUUCGAGGUGACAGAAGGUGCUCAGGGUAGCAUCAGCUCCAGCCAGACGUUCGAACCCGCCCAUCAGGACGGCGUGGAGUCUCUGGCCGUGCACGGGGAUGUAUUCUACAGCGGCUCCAGAGACUAUCGCAUCAAGAAGUGGGACCUCGGCAGUAAACGGCUGCUUCAGCAGUCUGUCAGUGCCCAGGCGGACUGGGUGAGCGCUCUGGGCGUGAUGCCAGGCCAGUGGCCGGGCUCCCCGGUGCUCCUCAGCGGAUGCAGAGGAGGGCUGCUGCGCCUCUGGCACGCCGACUCGCUGGCGCCCCUCGGUGAGGUCCGGGGACACGACAGUCCCAUCAACGGCCUGGCCACCAACGGCAGCCAACUGUUCACCGCCUCAGAUGACCGCACAGUGAAGAUUUGGGAGGCCAAAGGUUCUCUGGAGGAAGGAGUCCACUGACGCCUGCUUCCGGAUCUGAAAUGGAGGACCGUCUACUGGCCUACAUGACUUGACGAAGUGUCAGAUGGGAGCCCAAAGCCUGGGUCCCACUGAAGAAGAAUCCUUAAACAACACUGAAUCCUUCACUGACGCUCCACUGGGGAUCAGUUUCAGGGAAGCCUAAUUAGAUGCGACAGCUCUCGGUCUUUCAAGCUGUGCUGAUAUUUAAGGUCAAGACGAAUCCAAAGUGGAGCCUCUCGAGUCUCCUGUAGAGCUCUGCUGACUGCACGACAGCUGCGAUGGACAGCCUCUUGAAGUGCAGAAUCAAAGUACAAAUAUGGACUUCUGUCUCAGUCGAUCCAGGAGUCUCUCCUGUGCUUUCAACAUUCCUCUCGUCAGUUCAGCGCUUGACAACAUUGAUACCUUCUAUGCAUGGCCUGUAGUGACUUUUACCCAAGCUGCUGGUGAAGGGCUUUGCUUCCUUGCACCAAUUGUUGAUUGCUGAAUGAGUCUGUGUCCCAAAACAAGACAUGGAUCUCUCUCCUGCUCACCAGCAAUAACUGUGAGUCCAUCCUGUGUGUUCACAUUAAUGCGUGAUGUGUUGUGUCAUUUCUCUCCAGGUCAUUUUGGGUCUGUCUGUGUGUGUGUGUGUGUGUGUGUGUGUCUGUGUGUGUGUUCACUGUAAGCAAGGACCAAAUAACUACUGAAACUGCGUAUGGUCUUAUUCUUCAGCUGUUACUGCCAAACCUUACAGUGCGGAGGUUUUUCAGAAUGGGAGGCGGGCCUCCCCGGGGUGGUUACAAACUGUUUGAGGGGAGGCUCAGUGGAUGGAAGUGAAAAUAUAUUACACUAGUUAUUAGGUCAGUUAUCAAAAGAAGAUCACAUAGAAUAGCCUAAAUAUGUGUGAUUUGGUUUAGGAGAUAGUUCAGAGAGAAGCUACAGUAGUCACAAGAGCUAAUAAAUGCCUUAGGACAGACCUUUUUAAUGCGUUUGGUGUAGUCUGCAGUUAUGUCUAACUACCUGGCCUCAAUCGUUAAGUGUCUAUCUGUAUCUAUGGGAUCAAAUAAUAUCAAAAUAGGCAUCCAGCAAUUGAGCGAAACAAAAAAAGUAAACCAGGAGAGGAGCCUUUGUCCAAGCUUUGUCUGAGGGGAGGCCCACAGUCUCGGACUUCCUGAUCUAGUGGAACAUGAAAGCCCUCUGAAUAAACAUUGACAGGCUCCUUUCACAUUUCCCCUUCAAAUUUCAGUAUUUUGUUCUUGUGUUUCAGUCAGUGUUCAUUAAAUCAACUGCUGACCAACAUUAUGUCUCUAUAAAAAAUGUGUGGUACAAUGUAUUCUGCUUUGCUCUGUUUAAUUCGGUUGAAGUGAAGACUAUAGUGUAGGCUAAACAGUAAGAGCUUUCUCUCUUCUCGGGCCGUAGGGGUGCCGCCGGUCUUCCCCUAAAUCGGUUGACUUAGCUCUGGAGUCACGAAUAUGAGGUCAGUGAGGCUGGAAGAUGAAGACACACAACACACUUUUGAAAGCUUGCUGUUCGGUAGUGUCUUCUUAGUCGUACAGCUCUUCCAAAGAUUGAUUUUUAUUUAGUUUUGUUUCCCUCCAAAGGGUUUUGCUGUGAAGGUUUUUUUUUUGUCCCAUGGCCAGAUUGAGUGAGAAGACGAGGCCGGAGGGUCCUGUGAUGUGUGCUACCCGUGACUUCCUGUAUCUACCAAAUGCAUUCAUUACUUGUAACUGCAAAAAAAACAGUGCACCUUCAACAUUAGUGCAGAGUUUACCUUUUGUUUCCGAGUAUAUUUUAUGGAACUGGGACACACUUCUUCCUAGUAACGAACAAAGGUUUUCUCACCUUUUCAUCGCACAAAGCCAUCACUGCUGAGUGAAUGUGCAGCUUAGUGCAGCAUCUAUAUGUUCCGAUCACACAUUGAGACAUGCACGUAAACGCAUCAAACAUCAUUCAAUCUUUUAAAUGUGAGUCUAAAAUACUGCUAUUUAUUUAUUGUGAUUUGAUUUGUGAUGUUGCUGUUGUGUCUUCCUUUAUCAAUCAGAGAUUUCUCACCAGUUACCGUCUAAUGCCUCUCCUAUCUUAGCACUGCGCGCAACAGAAGCGGUGGAUUUCUGCAUAAUCAGAGGUGUAUUGCCAGUGCCUGCAGCAAAUUCUAAACUGUGGAUAGCGACUGUAGAAUCACUACAUGAUAUCCCUUAUUAAAAAUAUCCUUUAAAUCUAUUGAAAAACACUUCUUGCUCUGGUUCGGGUAUUGUAUGUUCGCAAUGAAAAGUCAAUGGGACUCAAAUAAUUGCACAGAAUAGAAUACAUGUUUGUUUUGCAAUUUUAAAUCAGUAUUUCCCCAUUGUCUCACAACAUAGUUAAAUACACGGCUAAGUGAAAUAGAUUAGUUACAGAAACUGGUUUUCAUUCCUAUUGAUUUAACCCUGAAUUGCUAAAUUAAGAGAUAAAAAAAAAAAAAACUACGAGCCACAAGUUUUCAUAAUGAAUCAGAUAAGGCUGCUUAAAAGUGUUCUUUGUAAUUAAUCAUCCUUCUGGUUGUAGUUGAGAUUUGACUGUAAACGUACUUGUGUAAAUACCAUAGACUGUAUAAAACAGGGUUAGAUUAGAAUAAAGUAAAUACAACUGUUUUCUUCCUGCUGAUUCUCUUGGGCACAAUUUGAAAUGAUUAAAUAUCAGGUGCAGUGUGAAAAUAAAUUUUGAAAUGGAU